AUGCCUGUCAAUCAAGAUCACCACCUCGCGGGUCCGACCAACCCGGCAAACCCGAUCAACCCGGUACCCCCUCGCUCGCGCGGGUCAACUGAUGAUUAUAAUGUCUAUGAUGAUGCACGCACCUACUAUACGAGCGAGGAGCGGCACAGGAACCACAGGGCCGGUCCCCGGACCCGCACUUAUUCUCAGAACAGUUUACUACUCAAGCAGUUUGAGAGACUGCAUCUCCAUGAACCUUACAGACGAGGCAGCCAUGACGAGUCAACCCUUCCUCAUGGCCGUAAAUUUCUCAUCUGGGUCGAGCCAACCCUCGAAAGCCUCCUCAAAAUGGAGGAUACCGAUCAAAACAUGCAAAUUACAAUCGAGGACAACGGGCCGAAAGUGUUGACCCUUCGUACUGCUGCCUCGAAUGGCUACAACCGCUUUGACAUCCGCGGCACCUACAUGCUUUCCAAUCUCCUCCAGGAGUUGUCGCUCGCCAAAGAGUACGGCCGUAAGCAGAUCAUUCUCGAUGAGGCGAGACUGAACGAAAACCCGGUGAACCGGCUCUCUCGAAUGAUUCGCGACCACUUCUGGGAAGGCUUGACCCGCCGCAUCGACGCUUCUAGCAUCGAGAUUGCUGCCCGUGAUCCGAAGGAUUGGACAGACGACCCCCGCCCUCGCAUCUACAUCCCUCAUGGUUGCCCUGAACAGUACGAAUAUUACAAGAAAUUGGCCGAGGAGAGACCCGAAAUUCGCCUCGAUGUUCAGAUGCUUCCCGAAAAGAUCACUCCUGAGCUCGUCCGAGACAUGAACGCAAAGCCUGGUCUCUUGGCGGUUGACAUGGAGGAGGUCAUUGAUCCCAAAACGGGAGAGAAGACACUCCGAGGUCGGCCUUUCGUCGUCCCCGGAGGCCGCUUCAAUGAGCUGUAUGGCUGGGACAGCUACAUGGAAUCUCUCGGCCUGCUUGUCCACGGAAAAGUCGAUCUUGCUAAGUCAAUGGUGUUGAACUUCUGCUUCUGCAUCAAGCACUACGGAAAGAUUUUGAACGCGACUCGCUCUUACUAUCUCUGCCGGUCCCAGCCCCCCUUCUUAACAGACAUGGCCCUCCGUGUCUACGACAAGAUUAAGCAUGAGGAAGGCGCCCUUGACUUCCUCAAGACUGCUUUUCUUGCAGCCAUCAAGGAGUAUUACAGCGUUUGGACGGCUGAGCCCCGCCUCGACCCUGUUACUGGCCUUUCCAGGUAUAGGCCUGAGGGUCUCGGCGUCCCCCCCGAGACAGAGGCGGGCCACUUCGUCCACAUUCUGGAGCCUUACGUUAAGAAGCACAACAUGACGUUCAAGGAGUUUGUGGAUGCUUACAACUACGGUAGGAUCAAAGAGCCAGAGCUGGAUGAAUACUUCAUGCAUGAUCGCGCGGUCCGUGAGUCUGGCCAUGACACGACAUAUCGCUUUGAGGGUGUCUGCGCCAACCUGGCCACGAUCGAUCUCAACUCACUGCUCUUCAAGUAUGAAACCGACAUUGCUCGCACCAUUCGCAAUGUGUUCAACGAUCGGCUCGAAAUUCCUGCUGAGUGGUGCCCUCCCAACCUGAAGCCUGGCCACGUUGAGACGUCUGCCAUCUGGGAUCGUCGGGCCAAGCGCCGCAAGCUUGCCAUUGACAAGUACUUGUGGAACGAGCAAGAGGGAAUGUAUUUUGACUAUGAUACGGUCAAGCGGAAACAGUGCACGUACGAGAGCGCGACAACCUUCUGGGCGCUUUGGGCAGGCGUAAGCAGCCCCAAGCAGGCGGCGGCCAUGGUGACCAAAGCGCUUCCGCGGUUUGAGGCCUUUGGUGGCCUGCUCUCUGGAACAAAGGAGUCGCGUGGUGAGGUCGGUCUUGAUCGCCCCAACCGCCAGUGGGAUUACCCAUAUGGCUGGGCGCCUCAGCAAAUGCUGGCCUGGACUGGCUUGUACCGGUACUCUUUCACAGAGGAGGCUGAGCGACUAGCUUACAAGUGGCUCUUCAUGAUCACCAAGGCAUUCGUGGAUUUCAAUGGCGUUGUGGUUGAGAAGUAUGAUGUCACUCGGCCCAUUGACCCUCACCGGGUUGAUGCUGAGUAUGGAAACCAAGGUCUUGACUUUAAGGGUGUUGCCAAGGAAGGCUUUGGAUGGGUCAAUGCCAGCUACAUCUAUGGCCUUCAGAUCAUUAAUGCCCAUAUGCGCCGUGCUCUUGGCACGCUGACACCCUAUGACACCUUCAUUAAAGCAGUUCAAGAGAAUCAAGCCAAGACCCUUUCUGAGAUGGUUUGA
This is a messenger RNA of Thermochaetoides thermophila DSM 1495, 2271 nucleotides long. Its product is annotated as alpha,alpha-trehalase (alpha,alpha-trehalose glucohydrolase)-like protein. The record is from RefSeq and is a predicted model, not a curated record. Gene Ontology annotation, cellular component: cytoplasm. Gene Ontology annotation, biological process: trehalose catabolic process. The transcript has 5 exons. Gene Ontology annotation, molecular function: calcium ion binding; alpha,alpha-trehalase activity. Bases 1 to 2271 code for a protein of 756 amino acids. NCBI's taxonomy places the organism in Eukaryota, Fungi, Ascomycota, Sordariomycetes, Sordariales, Chaetomiaceae.